This is a messenger RNA of Linum trigynum, 2339 nucleotides long. Lineage: Eukaryota; Viridiplantae; Streptophyta; Magnoliopsida; Malpighiales; Linaceae. The record is from the annotation of a GenBank genome assembly.
UCCAACCUUUUCUUUUUUCUCGUUGAAUCCAACCUUUUUUUACCAGCUAAACGUUUAGUUUCAACUUCGAUACGAUCAAAGUACAAUGACCAAUAACCUAUGCAAUAACUCUCUUGAUAUUUCCGAGGAAAAAAGGAGAUAUAACUCUAUCAAAAGAAACCUAUGAAAUGACAAAAAUAAGCAAAAACAUGUUCUCCAAUUGGACAACAAAUUACUGUAAAAAAAAAAAAUUUGGACAACAAAUGCUCUAAAACUAAACAAUCCACAAAAAAAAAAAACAAAUUAUAUCUAUGAACCACAUUAUAUUACCUUCUUUUGUUUUUUUAAUUACUAUUUAUUAGUCAAACCUUUUUCAGAUUCUUUUAUGUUAUCAAAAUCUAUUAAAAUGUUAUUAAUUAGCCAAAUAUUUUUUAGUGCAUCAAAAUAUUAGCCAUUUUUACGUUAUGGCUAAUAAUUUUGUAGUUCUUUUCUGAAUUAAAAAACUAAAAUUUUGGAAUGUUUACUUUCAUGUGUCUAUUACAAGUCAGUAUCAUGUUGUCAUUUCAAUAAUACUAACAAAAUUGCUAACUGAAAGUUAACAUUUAACUAAUUUAUGUAUUUCGAUAGGGUUGUCUAAAUUCUCCAAUAAUAAGUUAAUAAGCUCCCUCCAAUUUUCAUACAAAAAAAAAAACGCAGUUAUGUUACCCGCCAAAAUGGUGUCCAGAUACGUCAGCCAUGACAACCCCCAACUGUCUUUCCAAAUCAACUAAUUAAAUUCAUAUUCUUCUCCCUAGUGGGAAGCCGCCUGUGGGCUUCCAUUUCUGUCUUGCGAUCAUGGCCGCACAAAAUAAGCAAAUUGCCAUUGUUUCCCAUUUCCCCUCGCCGUUUCUACUAUAAAAGGGAGGAAGAAGCAGGGGACUCUCUACCUUCAUCAUCUUCAUCAUCUUCAUCAUCAGCAUAACUGCAACCAACAGCAGGAAGUAGAAAAUGGCGACUGAGCAGAGUACCAUCCCACUUCUCACCCCAUACAAGAUGGGCAAGUUUGAUCUUUCUCACAGAGUUGUUCUGGCGCCAUUGACUAGACAGAGAUCUUAUGGGAACGUGCCGCAGCCACAUGCCAUUCUGUAUUACUCCCAAAGGGCCACCAAAGGUGGGCUUCUCGUAGCUGAAGCCACUGGAGUUUCGGACACUGCUCAAGGGUACACGGACACUCCUGGUGUUUGGACCAAAGAGCAAGUUGAGGCAUGGAAGCCCAUUGUGGAUGCUGUUCAUGCCAAGGGUGGUAUAUUUUUCCUUCAAAUUUGGCAUGUUGGAAGGGUUUCGAAUUCAGGUUUCCAACCAAAUGGGCAGGCUCCAGUCUCAUCUACAGACAAGCCAUUGCAGUCUGACGAUAUUGCAACAUACAGUCCUCCUAGACGAUUAGAAACAGAAGAAAUCCCUCAGAUUGUGAACGACUUCCGGACCGCAGCAAGGAAUGCUAUUGAAGCAGGCUUUGAUGGAGUUGAGAUACAUGGAGCUCAUGGCUAUCUAAUUGACCAGUUCCUGAAAGACGAAGUGAACGAUCGAACAGACCAGUACGGUGGGUCUCUAGAGAACCGCUGCAGAUUUGCUCUGGAAGUUGUUGAAGCGGUGAGUAAAGAAAUAGGAGCGGAGAGAGUUGGAAUUAGACUGUCUCCCUUUGGUGGCCACAGUGAAUGUGCAGACUCGAACCCGGAAGCUCUAGGCAUGUACAUGGUUGAAUCCCUCAACAAGUACGGGAUUCUGUACUGUCACAUGGUCGAGCCGAGGAUCAAGAAUGCUGGAGAACAAAUCCAAACCCAUAGGAGUCUGUCGCCAAUGAGGAAUGCUUUCAGUGGCACUUUCAUGGCAGCUGGAGGUUACAACAGGGAAGAUGGUAACAAGGCUGUGGAAGAGAACCGUGCUGAUCUGGUUGUCUAUGGUCGUUGGUUCUUGGCUAAUCCGGAUUUGCCGCAGAGAUUCGAGCUCAAUGCUGAUUUGAACAAGUAUGAUAGGAACACAUUUUACACAUCUGAUCCUGUUGUUGGGUAUACAGAUUAUCCAUUUCUGCAGCCGAAUCCUUCUGCUUGAGGAUUUGGACUGCUGUACCAUCCUAUCCCUGACUGAUGGGAGAAAAUGUGUUCAGGUGCAACAUGGAAAUUGAGUAAGAAAUUGUUAGCUGCAAUCCUCUGAAUUGGAUCGAGCUCUUGUUUUCAUAUCACAAAAAAGAGUGAAUCAUCACAUUAUGCUAUACAAGCAUCUUAUCUAGACAGAUAUUAACUUAUUUCAAGUGCAUUCGUGAACCUAAAGUUGGUUCGAAUAAACACUUUUCGAAAAGAGCCUAAUGAAGUGAUCACCUCACU